AUGACUAGUGAAUCAGUGAAAUAUUUCCUGGACAACUUGGAUCGGAUUGGACUACUGAAUUAUGUACCGAGCCGACAGGACAUUCUAUUGGCCAGGAAGGCCACCAAAGGAAUUGUGGAGCAUGAUUUUGUCAUUAAGAAGAUCCCAUUUAAGAUGGUAGAUGUGGGUGGCCAGCGCUCUCAGAGACAGAAAUGGUUUCAGUGCUUUGACGGCAUCACCUCCAUCCUCUUCAUGGUGUCCUCCAGCGAGUAUGACCAGGUGCUGAUGGAAGAUCGCCGCACCAACCGCCUGGUGGAGUCCAUGAACAUCUUUGAGACCAUAGUCAACAACAAGCUCUUUUCCAAUGUGUCCAUAAUCCUCUUCCUCAACAAGAUGGACCUUCUGGUGGAGAAGGUACGCAAAAUCAGCAUUUGCAAACACUUUUCUGACUUCCGGGGAGACCCUCACCGACUGGAGGACGUGCAGACCUAUCUCGUGCAAUGCUUCAACCGCAAACGUCGCAACCGCAGCAAGCCACUUUUCCACCACUUCACCACUGCCAUUGACACUGAGAACAUUCGCUUCGUCUUUCAUGCGGUCAAAGACACAAUUCUUCAGGAGAACCUUAAAGACAUAAUGUUACAGUGACUUUUACAGUAAUUUGAUCUGUUUUGCCAUUGUUUGAGUCCGUUUCCCAUGCUAUUGCAGGAGGAAAUGCCUUCUUGACUUCAUUUGAACCAAUUUUACUUUGACAACUGUGCAGGAGAAACAUGGUGCAAAAUGUACUUUGCAUCGUGUGUUAGCUAAUCAUGUACUCCGAUAUCCAGUCCUUUAUAUUAGAGACAUGGCGAAUGAAAAUGACAUCAAUCUCUCUUUGUCAUCACUCAUUUUACUGUCUUCCUGUGAAACAGGAACUUUGAAGACUCCUUGGAUUGUAGAAAAGCCAAGAACAUUUGAGGGUAUUACAGUUUGUCAGUGCAAAGAAAAUGAAGCAGAUUGAUAAUCAAUCGUUAUCGAGUAUUUUCACCUCUUUCCUCAAGGAUAAACUCAAUGCACAAUAUUACACUGGCUCAUCUCCCAAACAACAUCCUAAAAAUAAAUCGCAAAACUGCACUGAACAUCCUGUUUGAACAAGUAGUUAAUUUCAUGUCACUUGACAGGUUCAUUUUUUUAUGUUUAAUCUAACAUUUAAAUCACAUUUUGCUUUAUCUAUACUUGUAAGUUUAUAGAUGACAUACAAAAUUCUCAUUAACAACUAAGCAGGGUUUUUGUACAUAGUGUGAAUAGGAACUUUUGUACAUGUUAACUGUCUCUUCUGCUUUUAUGUGUCUCUUCACAUUAAGCUACAAGCUUUGACAUAUAGAGAAGGGUCAAAUCACUGGUUAUGCCUAACACCACUAAUAAUGCAUUAAUGGUAUUCUUAAAGUGUCAUUAUUGCACAGCAUAUGUACUUUAUGAGUAUAAAUAUGAUGUUAAUCCUCUUGAAAUGUAUCUAACCUGUGUAACUAAUGACUUUACAAGGAGUCAACCUGAUGUUGUUUGGGGACUGAGUUUUAUUAUCUGGAUCUUGAUGAAUGUCUGCUGUGAACAGCUGUGUGCUUUUGGUUUUAGCUGGAGUUGCGAUCCCGGACGAGCCCCCAAUUUGUUGCGCCCAUGUUGUGAUAUAUUCUUUUGAACUACUUCAUGAACGGGGUGUGAAGUGACUUCCUGGUGAUGUCUGCAAAUGCUAAGAAGAAUUUGUUGUGGGAGGUGGCACAGACUGAUCCAUUUUCCAGAGAUCUGGUUUUGUCAUCAGAGGUAGUCGCUGACUCACAGUAUUCUUGGAGGACGAGUGGUUUCAAUUUCAGUGCAGGUGUCCACUUGUCAGAAUUUUGUUUUGUGUUAAGGGAAAGCUUGAGAUAUGUUAUCAAGUAGUUUUCAAGUUUUAACGAGAGCAUCAAGCCCUUUUGUUGCAUUCUUUCUUGUUUGUGGACUACAAUGAAAACUGACUCAUUUCUUGCAAAACAACAUUGACACUGUUUUUCUGUGCCCUAAAGGUUUUUAAAUUCUGUCCUUCCUCAUAAUCACAGCAGUGUCAUGUUGGCUUACUGAAAGUUGGCAGGAAGAGAU
Molecule: messenger RNA, 2088 nt
Organism: Sinocyclocheilus grahami
Lineage: Eukaryota; Metazoa; Chordata; Actinopteri; Cypriniformes; Cyprinidae
Product: guanine nucleotide-binding protein subunit alpha-12
Exons: 3
Coding region: 1-627 (208 amino acids)
Biological process (GO): adenylate cyclase-modulating G protein-coupled receptor signaling pathway; Rho protein signal transduction
Cellular component (GO): brush border membrane; heterotrimeric G-protein complex; cytoplasm
Molecular function (GO): G-protein beta/gamma-subunit complex binding; GTPase activity; guanyl nucleotide binding
Source: RefSeq, a predicted model, not a curated record